This is a messenger RNA of Dermatophagoides pteronyssinus (European house dust mite), 2680 nucleotides long. RefSeq lists its product as uncharacterized. The record is from RefSeq and is a predicted model, not a curated record. Gene Ontology annotation, biological process: signal transduction. Lineage: Eukaryota; Metazoa; Arthropoda; Arachnida; Sarcoptiformes; Pyroglyphidae. Gene Ontology annotation, molecular function: 3',5'-cyclic-nucleotide phosphodiesterase activity.
AUUUUUUUUUCCAAAAUCCAAAUUUUAAAUAUUCACUGAUCGAUCAUCAAAUCAAUCAUUAAUCAUCAAUCAUCAUUAUUAUUAUUGGAUACCACCAGUAAAAAGUGUUCUAUUAUUGUUGCUGCUAUGAUACCAUAUAGUACUUGUAUGCGUUUCAAUCAUAAUCAACAACAAACAAGAAUCAGACGACAUUCAUUUGAAAAUGAUAAUAAUAAUAAAUUUAGUCCAUGUGAAUGGACUUUGGUACAACAUUUUGGACAAAAUACGCGUGUAGAAUCGACUAUCAUUAAUGUUACCUCACAGGAUGACCAAACACUUUGUUUUACAUGGGCAAUAGAAUCUCAACAAGCUGCUCAACAAAAUGCUAAUAAUCUGGUUGAUCAAAACACUCAUCAACUAUUGCUUGCAUCGUCAUCAUCGACAUCGAAAGAAAGAAGCCAAUCAGAUGAAUUUGAUAGACGUAGUGUUUACCUAUUAUUAUCAUUACGACGAAGAAAAAGUUUACAACAAAGUAUACAUCCAGAAACAAUACCAUUAUUAGAUCCAUAUUAUUAUGGUAUUGCAAAACGUUAUCUAAAAUUUUCAUAUCAAUGGAAUUUUAAUACAUUUUCAUAUGAUGUAUUGACUAGUGGUCAUUCAUUAUCUAGUCUUUUAUUAUAUCUAUUUGAAGAAUAUAAUUUUAUUGAAAUAUUUAAUCUGGAUUUGAUUAAUGUUUUACGUUGUUUUAAUUACCUGGAAAAAGGCUAUCAUGAUACAAAUCCUUAUCAUAAUUCAGUACAUGCAGCUGAUGUUACCCAGGCAAUGCAUUGUUUUUUACAAGAAUCAAAAAUUAAACAAUAUUUAACACCAAUGGAAGCAAUGUGUUCAUUAUUGGCAGCUGUAUCACAUGAUCUUGAUCAUCCUGGUGUUAAUCAACAAUUUUUAAUUGCAACAAAUAGCCAUCUAACAACAAUGCAUAAUAAUCUAUCGGUAUUAGAAAGUCAUCAUUGGCGUUUUGCAUUAUCCUGUUUUUAUGAAUCACAUAUAUUCGAUCAUUUUAAUGAAAAACAAUGGAAAGAGAUAAAAUAUUUACUUAAAAAUUUAAUAUUAGCCACCGAUAUUAGUAGGCAAAGUGAAUUUAUACAACAAUUUGAAAAUUAUUUAAAAUUGGGCAAUAAUCAACAACAGGAGCAACAACAAUUUUCAAUGGAAAAAAAAGAACAUAAAUAUUUUAUUCUACAAAUUGCAUUGAAAUGUGCUGAUCUGGGUAAUCCAUGCCGUCCAUGGAAAGUUAGUCAACGUUGGAGUGAACAAAUUUGUAAUGAAUUUUAUCGACAAGGUGAUUUUGAAAAAUUAUUAGGCUUACCUAUUACACCAAUGUGUGAUAGAAAUUCAACGACAAUCUCAAAAACACAGACAGAUUUUUUCAAAAAUAUUGUCAGACCAUUAUUUGAAUUAUGGAAUGUAUUUCUUGAUUCGAAAUUAACAAGACAAUUGAUAAAUAAUUUAAAUUUUAAUGAAUAUAUGUGGAAAACAAUGGAAAAUAAUGGAAAACAAUCAAUUAUUCGAAAUAGUCAUUCAUUAAUUUCAUUAAAUUCAGAUAAAUUUCAUGAAAUUGAAUUCAUCAUUGCUACUGGUACUGGUAUUGGUAAUCGUUGUAAAUCAUUGAAUGAAUUAUCAUCAACGCUAAGUCUUUCGUCGAUUACAUUUUUUGAUAAUAAUGAUAAAAUGAAAACUAAAGUUGAAAAAUUGGCCGAAUCAAAAUGUAUAAAUGGUUGUGGAACUCCUGCUUCAUCGAAAGAAAUAAUUUCGACAACAGCAACAACCAAAACAGCAAAAACCAUUAAUGAAGAAAAGAUUAAAAUGGAAAAUGAGGAUUUUAAUGAUGAAGAAGAUGAUGAUGAUUUUAUUGCCGAAUUUAAUUGUGGUGCAAUUCUUUCAACACCGGCAUUAAUAUUACCGAAUUUUUGUUUUGAAAAGCCACAAAGCGGAUUUUAUCGUCGUGGUUCAGCACCUGGUUGUAUUGAUAUUGUUCGCCGAAAUGAAAUGAAUACAGCUAAAGGAACUGCAUUAUUAUUAUUAUGUAAUUCAUUGAAAGCCAAAAAUAAUAAUAUCAAUAUCAAUAAUAAUAAUAAUAAUAAUGCUAAACGACGUUCAUCAUUUCCAAAUGUUAAAAUACAAAAAGGAAAUUUACAAUUAUUUAAAACUAGUCUACAAUUACAACAACAACAACUACAACUACAACAACAGCAAUCAACAACAACAACAACAAACAGAUAUUAUAAAGGUAAAAGCAAUAGAAAUCGUAAUAAUAACAACAAUCGAAUGAUGUUCCAUCAUCAUCAUCAUCAUCAUCAAUCGGAAUCAUUAUAUUUUGGGCAGCAACCGCAUCAUCAUCAAUAUCAAUAUCAUCAAUCAAGUUUAUUUGACAUAACUGGUAGCCAAACAGCCGCCAAUAAUUGUCAUCAAUAUUUAUUGACAACUAAUAAUAAUAAUAACAAACAGCGUGGUUGUAAUCAGCAACGUCGUCGUUCAGUUCCUCAAGAUAUUUUUAUUCGUUCAUUAAAUAAUUACACUGCCUAAUUAUUGUGUGUAUGUGUGCAUCAAUAUUAUUAUCAUCAAUAAUGUCAUUUGUUUUUAUCGACAACCCCAACAACAAUCAUCAUUUUCGAAGAAGAAAAAAAUAACCCCCGAAUGAAAC